Molecule: messenger RNA, 1239 nt
Organism: Aspergillus aculeatus ATCC 16872
Lineage: Eukaryota; Fungi; Ascomycota; Eurotiomycetes; Eurotiales; Aspergillaceae
Product: putative salicylate hydroxylase
Exons: 5
Coding region: 1-1239 (412 amino acids)
Biological process (GO): secondary metabolite biosynthetic process
Molecular function (GO): monooxygenase activity; FAD binding
Source: RefSeq, a predicted model, not a curated record
AUGGCCGCAGCCCUAACUCUGGGUCUACGAGGACACCAGGUCACGAUCCUGGAAUCCGCGCCUAAGCUUAUGGAGGUUGGAGCGGGCAUCCAAGUCUCUCCUAAUAUGCUCCGAUUGUUCGAUCGCUGGGGUGUCUCUCCCUCCAUUCACGCCAAAGAUGUUGCCCUCGAGCACAUCCACGUUCGUCGGUGGCAGGAUGGCUCGUUACUGGGUACUAUGCCCGUUAACAAGACUUACGGUCAACAGGUGGUCAUCCACCGCGCGGAUCUUCACAACGCACUCAUUGACCAAGCGCUGGCGCUGUCAAAUGUGAAACUGCGUGUCAACUCCACGGUCACCGAUGUUCAAUUCGACCCGGCAGCGGUGACGCUCGCGGGCGGCACCGUCGUCAAGGGCGACGUUGUCAUUGCCGCGGACGGCAUCAAAUCCGGCAUCCGGGGUCAGCUCCUCAACGACUACUCCUGCAAGGCCAUCCCCACGGGCGAUGCCGCCUACCGGAUCAUGCUUCCUCGCAGCGCGCUCGAAAGUGAUCCCGAGUUGAAGGCCCUGAUGGACGAGCCCCAAGCCACGCGUUGGCUCGGUCCCAAUCGCCACAUCAUCGCGUACCCCGUGCGCAACCACGAGCUCUACAAUGUCGUGUUGCUGCACCCCGACAGCCACGGUGUCGAAGAGUCCUGGACUACCAAGGGCUCCAAGCAGGCCAUGAUCGACAACUACCGGGGCUGGGACAGUCGCGUGACGAAGCUCAUCGACCUAGUGCCCGACGACGAGGUUCUCGAGUGGAAGCUCUGCCUUCACGCGCCCUUGAAGACCUGGAUCCGGGGUAACGUUGCCUUGAUCGGCGAUGCCUGCCAUCCGAUGCUUCCCUACGUCGCCCAAGGCGCCGCGCAAGCCGUCGAAGACGCCGCCGCCCUCGGCAUCCUCCUCUCCACCAUCCCCUCGCGCGCCGCCAUCCCCGCCGCCCUGCGCGCCUACGAGCAGUCGCGCAAAUCCCGCGCCGAGACCGUGCAGCAGUCCGGCUCCGAGAACCGCAUCACCCUGCACUUCCCCGACGGGCCCGACCAGAUCGCCCGCGACGAACAGUUCCGGACCUCGCUGACCAGCGGCUCCAACCCCGAUCGCUGGUCCGAUCGCGAAACCCAGAGACGUCUCUGGGGGUGGGAUGCCGAGAAAGCCGCCCUGGACGUGUGGAAUGAAAUGCAUGGCGACGCCGUCUCGGAAGUCCGUCACCAUCUCUAA